CGGCGCGGUGGGGGCCUGCCGGUUGGACCUCCUGCGCCGUCAUUUUCUCUCGUGCCUCCCUGCCUCCUGCGUCGCGAUGGGCCGGACCGUGGUCGUGCUGGGCGGAGGCAUCAGCGGCUUGGCCGCCAGUUACCACCUGCGCCGGGCCCGCUGUCCCCCUAAGGUGGUCCUGGUGGAGGGCAGCGAGCGUCUGGGCGGCUGGAUUCGCUCCGUCCGAGGGCCGGACGGUGCGGUCUUUGAGCUCGGACCUCGGGGAAUUAGGCCGGCGGGAGCCCUGGGAGCCCGGACCCUGCUCCUGUUGCCCCUCUUUCUGAGGGCGCGUGGAGAGCAGGUUUCCGAGCUAGGCUUGGACUCCGAAGUGCUGCCUGUCCGGGGAGACCACCCAGCUGCGCGGAAUAGGUUCCUGUAUGUGGGCGGCGCCCUGCACGCCCUGCCCACCGGCCUCGGGGGGCUGCUCCGCCCUUCACCCCCCUUCUCCAAACCUCUGUUUUGGGCUGGACUGAGGGAGCUGAUCAGGCCCCGGGGCAAAGAGCCUGAUGAGACCGUGCACAGUUUUGCCCUGCGCCGCCUUGGACCUGAGGUGGCGUCUCUAGCCAUGGACAGUCUCUGCCGUGGAGUGUUUGCAGGCGACAGCCGCGAGCUCAGCAUCAGGUCCUGCUUUCCCAGUCUCUUCCAAGCUGAGCAAACACACCGUUCCAUAUUACUGGGGCUGCUGCUGGGGGCAGGGCGGAGCCCACAGCCAGACUCAGCACUCAUUCGCCAGGCCCGGGCUGAGCGCUGGAGCCAGUGGUCCCUUCGUGGAGGUCUGGAGAUGCUGCCCCAGGCACUUGAAGCCCAUCUGACUAGUAGGGGGGUCAGUGUUCUCAGAGGCCAGCCGGUCUGUGGGCUCAGCCUCCAGCCAGAAGGGCGCUGGAAGGUGUUUCUAGGGGACAGCAGUCUGGAGGCUGACCAUGUCAUUAGUGCCAUUCCAGCUUCAGUGCUCAGCAAGCUGCUCCCUGCUGAGGCUGCACCUCUGGCUCAGGCCCUGGGUGCCAUCACUGCUGUGUCUGUAGCUGUGGUGAACCUGCAGUACCGAGGAGCUCACCUGCCUGUCCAGGGAUUUGGACAUUUGGUGCCAUCCUCAGAAGACCCAGGCGUCCUGGGAAUUGUGUAUGACUCAGUUGCUUUUCCUGAGCAGGAUGGGAGCCCCUCUGGCCUCAGAGUGACUGUGAUGCUGGGAGGCGCCUGGUUACAGAUGCUGCAGGCCAGUGGCUCUGUUUUAUCUCAGGAGCUGUUUCAAAAGCAGGCACAGGAAGCAGCUGCCACACAACUAGGACUGAAGGAGCCACCAAGUCAUUGUUUGGUCCAUCUACACAAGAACUGCAUCCCCCAGUAUACACUAGGUCACUGGCAAAAACUGGAGUCAGCUCAGCAAUUCCUGGCUGCUCAGAGGUUGCCCCUGACUCUGGCCGGUGCCUCCUAUGAGGGGGUUGCUGUCAAUGACUGUAUAGAGAGUGGGCGCCAGGCAGCAGUCCACGCCCUGGGCAUAGAACCUGACAGCUGAUUCCAGCUCCCACUCAUGACAAUAAAAAUCACUGGAUCUCAGCUUGG
Messenger RNA from Carlito syrichta (Philippine tarsier), 1590 nucleotides. RefSeq names its product protoporphyrinogen oxidase (gene PPOX). Gene Ontology annotation, molecular function: protoporphyrinogen oxidase activity, oxygen as acceptor. NCBI's taxonomy places the organism in Eukaryota, Metazoa, Chordata, Mammalia, Primates, Tarsiidae. The transcript has 13 exons. Gene Ontology annotation, biological process: heme biosynthetic process. Bases 77 to 1543 code for a protein of 488 amino acids. Gene Ontology annotation, cellular component: mitochondrial inner membrane. The record is from RefSeq and is a predicted model, not a curated record.